CGUCCGUCAGCAGUGACGAGGUCCGCGACGUAAAUCUCAGCGCGGCGGGAUAAAUUAAGAAGAAAACACGGAGGAGGAAAGCAUUGAUUACAAAUGUCUUAAUAAUGAGCAAAUUUGGCAGGAAAAAAUAUAUUAAGACACACCUAAGACAAAUGACCAUGGAAACAGUUGAAUCCCAGCAGGAUGGAAGUGUAACAAAUUCUGUGGCAGAGAGUGAAUCUGCUCAUAUGCAGACUCAGACUGGUCAAGAUUCAAUUCCUACUUUAGCUCAGGUUUCUGUAGCUGGAUCAGGCACCGGAAGAGGCUCCCCCGCUGUAACUCUAGUGCAGUUACCUUCGGGCCAUACUGUACAAGUCCCGGGAGUCCUUCAGACACCACAGCCAUCGGUUAUUCAGUCACCACCAAUACAGACUGUUCAGGUAGCAACAAUUGCAGAGACAGAUGAAUCUGCAGAAUCAGAAGGUGUAAUUGAUUCUCAUAAACGUAGAGAAAUCCUUUCACGAAGACCCUCUUAUAGAAAAAUACUGAAUGAACUUUCCUCUGAUGUGCCUGGUGUUCCCAAGAUUGAAGAAGAAAAACCAGAGGAAGAAGGCCCACCACCUAACAUUGCUACCAUGGCCGUGCCCACCAGCAUAUAUCAGACUAGCACGGGGCAAUACAGUAUGUAUGCUGCAGUAUGAUACAACGUAGUUCUAGCUUUAGCGCCUCCGUACCAGUGAAGCACCCCAAGCCGUGGCAUGAAAUCAGGCCACUCAGAGCCUACCGUAAACUGCAUAUUGCUGAAUGAAAAGUGUGCAUUACACAAGUAAGGGAUUUGUAUUAGCACCUGCGCUACACCACUUAAAAGUACACAUUCCUUUUCUUUUUUUUGUAAAGAUCAUUUUAUUGGGGUCUCUUCGACCAAAAUGUACACAUUUCUUAUUACUGGAUGUAGAAAAAACUUGCGGAGUGAAAGUCAGACAAGGCACAGUUCUUCCUAUUUAGAUGUGUGUUUUCAUCUUUCAGGAGAAUGAAAAACUUAGUGUUUGUGAUCUAAAUGGCGCACGUGAACACUGUAAGAUUAAAAAUGUCUGUAUUGCAUUCUCAUUGGCUCUUGUUCCCAGCAAUUGCACAUGAUGCUUUCUAAUCUCAAGGUGAUUUGUGUUUUUAAGUUAUGUUUUAAAUAUGAUCUUGUUUCCAUUACCCUCUGCUGUAUUAAUUUGUGCUGUUGUUUUUCUUGAAAGAGAAUGAAAGAAAUGGUGUAUCUUUUUAAAAAUUUAGUCAUUGAAUGGAUCAUUUUGGUUGAAAUCUUAAGCACUG
Molecule: messenger RNA, 1299 nt
Organism: Echinops telfairi (small Madagascar hedgehog)
Lineage: Eukaryota; Metazoa; Chordata; Mammalia; Afrosoricida; Tenrecidae
Product: cAMP-responsive element modulator
Exons: 6
Coding region: 105-680 (191 amino acids)
Biological process (GO): regulation of transcription by RNA polymerase II
Cellular component (GO): ATF4-CREB1 transcription factor complex; nucleus
Molecular function (GO): protein binding; RNA polymerase II cis-regulatory region sequence-specific DNA binding; DNA-binding transcription factor activity, RNA polymerase II-specific
Source: RefSeq, a predicted model, not a curated record